AUGGUGUGUUAUACUUGUUUACGACAUAAUGAUCAUAAUGUUGUAUCAAGUUCAUUAGAAAUGCUUGAAAUUAUACUUGAAUAUUCAAAUUUAUUUGAUUUUGAUCAAUUAUUAAUUUCAACUCAAAUUGGAUCUAUAGGAAAAACUUGUGUUAGUCAAACAUUACAAACAGCUUAUUCAAUAUUAAUGAUUAAUAAUGAAACACGAACAUCAGCUGCUAAACUUGUUAAUCAAUUAUAUUUUUUUCCAAUUAGAUAUGUACUCAAUAUUGAUGAUAUUACAUAUAUUUUAUCUUUAUGUGAACACGGUGAUCUACAUUUACGUGGUGCAUGUGCAAAUUUACUUGUUACAUUAAUUCAAACAACAAUUCAUCUUUUAACAUUAUCAUCAUCAUCAAAUUUGUUUAAUAAUUCUUUUAUUAAUCAAUGUUCACUUGUAUCAACUGAUUCACAAGACAGUUCAAGAUUAGCUGAAUUACUUUCUACAUUUCGAUUAUGUCUUAAUGAUAAUAAUGCACGUGUUAUACAUGUUGCUCUGGCUCAACUUAUAGAUGAUAUUAAUUUUCGAAUAUUAAUUUAUCUUGAACACCAACAGUAUCCUGAUAUACAUGUUCGUCAAGCAACUGCUUCGACUUUUGCUAAGUUUGUUGAUUACAAUUCAUUUUUACCAUGUCAAUGGAUAUAUAAAAUUCACCAUUCAUUACACGUUCAAGCAUCAACUCGAAUACAAAUUGUUUGUUAUUUUAGACUAACAACUAUUUCACCAUUUUUUUUUCAUAAUCAAUAUGAUGCACUUCGUUUAUUUAAGAAUGAUAAAUAUUCAUCAACAACAUCAAACACAGACAAAGAUAAAAGAGUUAAUCGUACACAAUUAAGUACUUUUGGAUAUAAUUCAUCAAUGAUGAAAUUAUUCGAAUUAAUAUGUUCAUCAUAUCAAAUACAUAAAAGUUUCUUAAAUUCAUCUGAAAAUGAUCAUUAUUGUCUAUGA
Molecule: messenger RNA, 987 nt
Organism: Rotaria sp. Silwood1
Lineage: Eukaryota; Metazoa; Rotifera; Eurotatoria; Philodinida; Philodinidae
Source: the annotation of a GenBank genome assembly